AUGCCCUCGGCUCUUUCUGACCGUUACCUCAAAACCACCGCCUCCUCGCUAUCACAGAGUUCCCUUGCUAUGCUCAAACGACCCAGACCGCACUCUCCCCUUCUUUUGACUUCAAAUUUCCCGAUGACUGGCUCUCUUGACGUGAUCCUACCAACCGCAAAACGUCGACGACUUCUCCCUGAUUCAUCAGACCACACUUCGCAACCGACCCGACCAGGUUAUGAUUGCGACGACGACGAAGAGGAUUUUGAUGAGCUAGAACAAGAUGUCUCUAAUUCAGCCACUGUCGACUCCCCUUACAAGGAUACUAACAGCUUUCUCUACGAGUUACACACCUUGCACCGACAUCGACAACUCUUCAGCCAGCAACUCUUACACGAGGCACAACCUUCUCAGAGGAUGGCACAUUUGCUACAAUACACUCGUGGAGAUAACGAAUUCCCCUCGCAGUCUGUGGCCGCCGCGUCACCACUCGGUCCCACUGUCUACCCAUCGGGAAGUUUUAAGCUGCCACUGGAAACCUCAGGGAGUAAUGUUCUCUUCGAGGUCGAAGCAGUGAAAGCGAGAUAUGAAGAAACCAACAGAUUACUUGGCUCCUUGUUUCUAUCAAGAAGACAGGAAUUGACGGACGACGACAAGGAAAGGCCUCAUCGAUGAUCAAAAGAUAGUCGCCCGAAUUGAGACUAGGAAGACGUUCACUUUGGUUGUUAUCUUCAUCUCUUCAUUGCAUACGUCGUUACUCGACACCUAUACUCAUCUUUCGUGCAUCUGUAUUUUACUCAACAGCAUCUUACCAUUUCUCAAUCCCUGCCAACGAUAUCAUUGAUGGCGUGCAUUGCUGGUACUUAUUUAUCUGAACGGCCCAUCUCAUCUCAGAUAAUAGACAUACGGCAUGGACUCAUUAUCCCGCAGUUCCUGAGAUUCCUGCCUUAAUGAACAUAAUCAAAUCUAAGGAACGUUCAAGUGGAUAUGCUGUUUGAAUGCGUUGCUCAACUCUUCAUUCAAAAGCCGCCCUAGUGACCGUUUGUCUCUGGAAUAUGUCCAUUUAUCUCCUUCUUGCGAAUAAUC
Messenger RNA from Marasmius oreades (fairy-ring Marasmius), 1068 nucleotides. RefSeq lists its product as uncharacterized. The coding region runs from base 1 to 657 and encodes 218 amino acids. NCBI's taxonomy places the organism in Eukaryota, Fungi, Basidiomycota, Agaricomycetes, Agaricales, Marasmiaceae. The record is from RefSeq and is a predicted model, not a curated record. The transcript is spliced from 3 exons.